Molecule: messenger RNA, 825 nt
Organism: Lizanozyma spartinae
Lineage: Eukaryota; Fungi; Ascomycota; Pichiomycetes; Serinales; Debaryomycetaceae
Gene: SEC65
Product: RNA-binding signal recognition particle subunit
Exons: 1
Coding region: 1-825 (274 amino acids)
Biological process (GO): SRP-dependent cotranslational protein targeting to membrane, signal sequence recognition; SRP-dependent cotranslational protein targeting to membrane
Cellular component (GO): signal recognition particle, endoplasmic reticulum targeting
Molecular function (GO): 7S RNA binding
Source: RefSeq, a predicted model, not a curated record
AUGUCAAAUCGUCCAGUACUAGAAGAAAUCGAUGAUGAUGACAUCGACAACUUGGACAUGGAUAUUGCCCAAUUUGAUCCAACGUUGAACACUCCCAUAGCACCUCUCAGACCACAACCAACAGUUGUUCGUUCUCAAGAUCAGCACCAGCAACAGCAGUAUCAAGCAAUGCCUUCCUUGACAGAUGACGUGGUGAAUGUCGAUAAGAAAGAGAUUGUAGACUCCAAUAAGUUUACUGACGAAGACCGUAUACGGUUGCAAUCGUUCCAAGUGUUAUAUCCAUGUUACUUUGAUAAGAAUCGGUCUCAUAAGGAAGGAAGAAGAGUAAGUGUGGACAAGGCAGUUGUUAACCCCUUAGCCAAGACUAUUUCUGAUGCUUGUCGAGCAUUACAUCUUAAUACAUUCUUGGAGUUGGAUAAAACACAUCCUCAAGACUUUGGGAACCCGGGGAGAGUUAGAAUACUAAUUAAAGAUAAGUUUGAAGACGGGAAAGUGAUGGAUCUGAGAUUUACCUGUAAAAGAAGCUUAUUGAAUGCUGUGGCAUCAUAUUUACAAGCUCAUCCAACAACUUUAUCCAGUAUUGGACCUGGAUCUGGGAUUCCAUUACCUCAAGAAUAUGAAACUGGGUUUGAACCACUGGAACUUCCAUUGGUUAAAGGGUUCAGAAUGAAUACCAUUGUCCCAGUUCAUUCCAGUUUGACCAUGAAACAUCCCAUGACUAAAAGCAUCUAUGAUCCACUUCCAGAACAACCAUCACAGGGAGCAAUAAAGCCUUCAACUGCUCCAAAACAACCUAAAAAGAAGAUUAUGAAGAUAAGAGGUUAA